Molecule: messenger RNA, 760 nt
Organism: Neopsephotus bourkii (Bourke's parrot)
Lineage: Eukaryota; Metazoa; Chordata; Aves; Psittaciformes; Psittacidae
Gene: TMED5
Product: transmembrane p24 trafficking protein 5
Exons: 4
Coding region: 55-732 (225 amino acids)
Biological process (GO): Golgi organization; intracellular protein transport; endoplasmic reticulum to Golgi vesicle-mediated transport
Cellular component (GO): COPII-coated ER to Golgi transport vesicle; endoplasmic reticulum-Golgi intermediate compartment; endoplasmic reticulum
Source: RefSeq, a predicted model, not a curated record
GGCCGGGCCAGGCCCUCGCUCCGCCACGGCGGGUGUUCUCCGCACGCCGCCGGGAUGGGGGUAUGGCUGUUGGUGCCGCUCGGGUGUUUCGCGCUGCUCUUACCGCCGCCCGGCGCCGCCGAGUUCAGCCCGUCCCUGGACAGCGACUUCACCUUCACGCUGCCCGCCGGCCGCAAGGAGUGCUUCUACCAGCCCAUGCGCAAGGAGGCCUCGCUGGAGCUCGAGUAUCAGGUUCUAGAUGGAGCAGGAUUAGAUGUUGAUUUUCACUUACUGUCUCCAAAGGGUGAAACUCUAGUUUUUGAUGAAAGAAAAUCAGAUGGAGUUCACACGGUGGAAACAGAAGAUGGGGAUUAUAUGUUCUGCUUUGACAACACAUUCAGUACCAUUUCUGAAAAGGUGAUUUUCUUUGAACUGAUCCUGGACAACAUGGGAGAAGACGGAGAAGAUCAGGAAGACUGGAAGAAGGAUGUCACAGGCACAGAUCUCCUAGAUAUGAAAUUGGAAGACAUUCUGGAAUCCAUCAACAGUGUCAAAGCCAGAUUAAGCAAAAGUGUCCAGAUUCAGACCCUGCUCAGAGCAUUUGAGGCUCGGGACCGGAAUAUACAAGAAAGCAACUUUGACAGAGUGAAUUUCUGGUCCAUGGUCAACUUGGGUGUAAUGGUGGUGGUAUCAGCUGUUCAGGUUUACAUGCUGAAAAGUCUCUUUGAAGACAAAAGGAAAAGUAGAACUUAAUAUUCAUUAUGAUCAUAACAAUGUAACA